Molecule: messenger RNA, 2782 nt
Organism: Cuscuta campestris
Lineage: Eukaryota; Viridiplantae; Streptophyta; Magnoliopsida; Solanales; Convolvulaceae
Source: the annotation of a GenBank genome assembly
CGUCUCUCUGUUCCUCCUCCUCAACGAAGAAGACGACGCGGGAAGAGAUCCCGGAUCGGUCCGCGAAUUUACAAUCAUGCCCUCCUAGACCCGCAUUAACUACGAAGAUAACCCCCAAUUGAAUUCGCACGCUUCCCAAUUUCUCUUCUCUCCUCCUCCUUCGUCAUUCAUUCAAGCAGAAGGCCUUUAACGCCCCUCCUGACAAUAAUCUCUCCUUCCCUUUUCCGAAUUUACCCCUCUUUUUCUCUGUAUAUUAUACCCCGUAUAUUGCUCUCCUCUUUUCCUUCUCCUCCUGAAUUCUCAAAGUCGUGAAGGAGCAGUGUUUGGGGUCGGGGAUGAAAGAUUGAGAGCUAAAGAUCGGUAACUGAAGCGUCAUUGUGAAGUUGAUGGGGAGCAGAUGUGUCUUUCCGCUGACGAGUUUGCAAAUUGGAGAUUUGCAAUCUUAUCUAUCCCAUCUUAACCUUUUCCUAGCACAUGAGAGUAAUAGAUUAUACAUAUUGGUGGAUAAUCGUCCCUGGCUGAAAGAUCUCAUCUCCCGUCCUGCACACCUAUGGCAGUUGAUGGUCACUAAGUCCAGGAUGUCCCCUUUUGCGAAUACGAGAGGGAAGAAGGGGAAACGUGGCACUCAAACUAUGCAGGAAUUGCAAGCUAAUCCGGAAACAAAGACACGCAAAUCUGAAAAGAUAAAAAGAUGGUUUUCUUUGGUUGAUGCUGCAACCUUAUCCAAGAAAAGGGCACUUUUACCUGUGGAGAAAUUGAGGAAUUCUUUAAUACUGAAUAGCAAACUACACAGGACGUUAUAUGGGUUCAUUGUGUUUGAAGUUUCAUGGAAUGAUGUCAGGGGUCUAAACUAUUUGAAUGAACUCCAGACAGAUACAUGUCUUGCUAUUGAGGCCAAAUUCAUGAGAAGAUGGGAAUUUGAUAGUGCGUCACAGGCUUCUAGGUGCAUACCUUCAUGGUUCCGGGGGACUCGCACUGAGCAAAGUAUUUUGAGAGAAUACUUGGAGUCUACAACUGGUGAUUCAUUUUAUGAUGCUGAAGAAAACUUUUUAAGAACUAGUGAGGUAGAUGGAAAUGUCGAUGAUACGUUCUCCAGAGAUGAGGCUCCUGGCUGCUCCUCAGAAACAAUAGACAAUAACCCAUUUUGUACGCCGCCUCCAGCUGGACCUUAUAAGAGAAGAAGCUUUUUGAAGUCCUGCGCUAGAUCUGAUCUGUUCUCAGAAGAAUCUUUUUGCGAAAGCAUUGGAUCUCCACAUUGUUCCCAUAAUAAUGAUUCAAGUGAAAGUGAGGAUGUUGUCGAAGCUACUCGGUACAAGGAUGUUUUGAUUUUGUUUCGUUUCAAUGAUUGUCACCUCCCUUUUAAAUUGAAGGACAUUAUAAUGUUCGAUUUGCGGCUUCUUACCCUACUGGAGUCAGGUCUGCCAUCUUGGGCUAUCUUCCUCCAGUCAUACCCUGGGUUUUGCCGCCUCUAUCGCCCAUGGAUGUGUCCUCUGGCAAGAUUCUUAUAUGUGAUAAUAUCAGUAAUUACCGUUCUUAUAGGAUUUUACGAUCUUUACAAAAACGUGCCUCUACUCAAGGCAACAGCAUCACACUUAUUUGGACCCCUUUUUCAUUGGAUAGAAACUUGGGAAAUGAUUUCAAGAAUUAAAUGCUUGGGGACGAUGUUGUUCCUUCACAAUUUUCAGAAGGCUGUCAGAUGGUUUAUCAUGAUGGCGCGUACUGUUCAAUCUUUUUUUUCAAUCCUCGCAAAGCCACUCUUGGGACCGCUACUUGUGGGUUUGGACUUUAUUCUUCCUUUCUGGAACAUGUGCACCGAACUUGUUGGGGGUUGUUUGUCUAUAAUAUGGAUGACAUUGGAGACUUCUUGCAGUCUGGUGGCUGAGUUUCUUCAUAUCGUGUUUUUGCCGUUUUGGUUUCUCCUUUCUCUUUUCUGGAACAUUGCAACAUUUUUGUUAAACGACGUGUUUUGGUUUAUAUGGGAAAUACUCUAUUUCCCCAUUCGUUUGGUCCUUGGAUUGUACAGUCUUGUUGCCGGCAUCUGCUUUUUCACAUAUAGUGUGGUUCAAGACGCGUGGGUGUUUUUGAGUAGCCUUCUCCAGUUCACUUCUGAGGUGGAGUCUACAGUGACUUCAUAUGAACCUUCCAUGUGGCGUUCUCUUUGGAAUGACCUUUUCUCUCAGAUUUUUCGCGCUGUUCGGAGCAUUCUUAAUGGUUUUGUUGCGUUCUUCACAACCUGCAAUAGGCAUCGGCUAAGCAUUUAUAAUCAUACACAAGGGUUUAUCCAAAAACUAUCUCACCCCGGGAAAAGGAUUGCUAUCAAAGACUAUAGCAACCGAAGACAACAACUAUACCUUGCUCAAAGAAUGUUGGAGGACGAGGGAGUGUAUAAACGAGAAAGAAAAUCAAGAAAGAAAAAGGCAUAACGUGAUGGCCAAUCUCACAAUGUAUAGAAUCUCGGUCCCGACCCACUUUUAAAUUCUGUCAUGGUAUCGAAGCAGGCCAGCGAGUGAGCCUUCUGUGGUUAAAUGUUCUUUGUAGAAUAUGUUAGGAGUUGUAUAUAGUUGCAAAUGAUACAAUAGAAAAAUGUUUAGGAACUCAUUCAAGGAACGACGUGAGUUUACAACUCUACCCCUAUGGAGUUGCUGUUUAUAUAAGGGCACGUUGGUAAAUUCCACCCCGUUUCCUUAAGCAACGUGAGCUAAAAGCAAGAGUCGGGUAUUAAUGUUUCGAGUCUUCUCGUUGAUCACAUUAUAAAGCAUGUAAAUCAAUGUGUAUGCCAAAA